Molecule: messenger RNA, 2501 nt
Organism: Oryzias latipes (Japanese medaka)
Lineage: Eukaryota; Metazoa; Chordata; Actinopteri; Beloniformes; Adrianichthyidae
Gene: ncln
Product: nicalin
Biological process (GO): regulation of signal transduction
Cellular component (GO): membrane
Source: RefSeq, a predicted model, not a curated record
UGCCUGAUCACAAUUGCCUCCUCUCCUUGGCUGUCAGGUGCUGAGCGAAGUGACAGUUGAGCACAUUUAGCCCCUUGCUGAAGUGUCCAUUUCAAUCGCCACAAUGUUCGAGGAAGCAAGUGAGGUGUUCGAUAAUAUGUUCAAAUCUUCCUUCCCCCUGACGUUUAUCGUGUUUAUCCCGGCGGUGUUGAUUUUGGUGUCCCCGCUGCCCGCCGAGGCGGCGCAUGAGUUCACGGUGUACCGAAUGCAGCAGUACGACCUCCAGGGACAGCCGUACGGUACCAGGAACUCCAUCCUGAACACGGAGGCUCGCACCAUGGAGGCAGACGUCCUAAGUCGCCGCUGUGUUCUUAUGCGGUUGGCAGACUUCUCCUUUGACAAGUAUCAGAAAGCUCUACGGCAGUCAGCGGGGGCCGUGGUCAUCAUGCUACCCAAGAACAUGUCUGCCAUGCCGCAGGAUGUGCUGCAGCAGUUCAUGGAGCUGGAGCCAGACAUGUUGACCACUGAGACCAUCGUCCCUGUGUACUUUGCUAUAGAGGAUGACGAGCUGCUGUCCAUCUACACACAAACCCUCACCUCCUCGUCCUCUCAGGGCUCCCUGUCUGCAGCAGAAGUGCUGCUGCAUACAGCCACGGCUAAUGGUUUUCAAAUGGUGACCAGUGGAGCCCAGAGCAAAGCCAUAAGUGACUGGGCCAUCACCAGCCUGGAGGGUCGCCUCACUGGAGUUGGAGGAGAGGACCUCCCGACUAUCGUUCUAGUGGCUCAUUAUGACUCCUUUGGUGUCGCUCCAUGGCUGUCGUACGGCGCCGACUCGAACGGCAGCGGAGUGUCCAUGCUGCUGGAACUGGCUCGGCUCUUCUCUAAACUCUACACCUACAAGAGGACGCAUGCUGCAUACAACUUGCUGUUCUUUGUGUCUGGUGGUGGAAAGUUUAACUACCAAGGCACCAAACGUUGGCUGGAAGACAAUCUGGACCACACAGAUUCCAGUCUUUUGCAGGACAACGUAGCCUUCGUGAUGUGUUUGGACACCGUGGGAAACGGGGACUCUCUGCACCUUCAUGUCUCCAAGCCUCCAAAGGAGGGAACUCCUCAGUCUUCUCUGCUGAAAGAGCUGGAGAUGGUCAUAAGUAGUCAGUACCCAGAGGUCAAGUUUUCCAUGGUCCACAAGAAAAUCAACCUAGCUGAUGACAUGCUGGCCUGGGAGCACGAGCGCUUCGGGAUCCGCCGGCUUCCCGCCUUCACCCUGUCUCAUCUCCCCUCGCACCGCUCGGUGCAGCGCUCCAGCAUCAUGGACGUGCGGUCAGUGUCCUUCUCUCGCCACGGAGCGGGAGAGCCCCCUUCUGGGCCUCAUGUGGACGUGAAGAGACUCUGCAGGAACACCAAGGUGGUGGCAGAAGCUUUGGCUCGAGUCAUCUACAACCUCACAGAGAAGCAGGGGGCUCCUGGAGAUCUGCAGAUUUUCACUGAACAAAUGCAGGUGCAGGAGGAGCAGCUGGCGGCGGUGGUGGAGUGGCUGACGGCGCAGCCCCGCGCCGCUCAGCUGGUGGACAAAGACAGCAGCGUGGUCUCCACCUUGGAGUAUCAUCUGGGACGCCAUCUCAAGGAUGUGAAGAGACAUUAUGUCAAAGCCGACAAAAGAGAUCCAGAGUUCGUGUUUUACGACCAGCUGAAACAGACCAUGAAUGCUUACAGAGUGAAGCCGGCUAUCUUUGACCUGCUGCUGGCGGUCUGCAUCGCCGCCUAUUUGGGGCUGAUGUACCUGGCUAUCCAGAACUUCGGGGUCCUGUAUGGGAUCGUCCGCAGACUCACCCAGCCCAAAGCAAAGGCCCACUAAGGAACCAGAACACUGUCUACCAUCACGAAAAGCUGAGGCUGGACCGGGCUGCUGAUUCUACGGCGGCCCGUCCCGCCGUGUGGACUUCAUGAACCAGAACCAUCCGCUCUCACUUCCUGUGUUUCUGUUGAUGCGGCAGCAGGGGGGGGGGUCAUUUUUUAUAGAAGUUUUUCAAACACAAACAAGCGUUUACAGAAAGCGACCUGCAGGGGGAACUGUGAAGACGUGCCGGGCGGAUUCUCCCACAUGCUGGUGGGAAAUCUCUGGUCUUCUUUUGGGGAAUCAUCGUCUGCUGUUUGUCCUUUUUCCUGCUACACUGGUCUGAUCCUCUGAUUCAGGCUCCAGAAGAUCCUUUUUCUUAUCCGAGUGUCCAGGUUGGUGUGCAAAGCCUCCUUUCCUGCCUGUCUUAAGUUCUUUUUGCAGUGAGAAUUUAAAAACGGUCGUGAAACGGCGUCGCCUUGACCUUUUCUAGGACAUGCGUGACCCCUGGACCACGUCGGCCGUGGUGACAGUACUUUUUUUAUGGUACACCUAAAUCCUUAUUUAUUGGAGGAGUUUGUGUCCUCUGGAGCCUGCCUCGCCUCUUCUGUGACUCUGCAAUGAAAUUAAUUUUGUCUGUCAUUUAAAACAAACAACCAACAAUAAAAAACCACCAUGAGAAACG